UCAUCAUGUCAGAGAACAUCAUGAAGAUAUUAGCAGUGUAAGUAAUUUGGAUUCUAAGGUGCUGAGAAAUUCCACAAAAUUGUCAGGAACGUUGAUGAAUCCAAUAUCAGAAGAGAAAUCUCUCAAGUGCAAUGAUUGCUCCUUAUCUUUCUCUUACAAAUCUAGUCUGAUCAAUCAUCAGCGUAUUCACACCGGAGAGAAACCGUUCAAGUGUAAUGUAUGCUCCUUAUCUUUCUCUCAGAAAUCUAAUCUCACAAGACAUCAGCGUAUUCACACUGGAGAGAAACCGUUCAAGUACAAUGAAUGCUCCUUAUCUUUCUCCCAGAAAUCUACUCUCAGUCGACACAAGCGUAUCCACACUGGAGAGAAACCGUUCAAGUGUAAUGAUUGCUCCUUAUCUUUCUCUGAUAAAUCUAAUCUCAGACAACACCAGCGUAUCCACACUGGAGAGAAACCUUAUAAGUGUAGCGAAUGCUCCUCAUCUUUCUCUCAAAAAGCUCAUCUCAGAACACAUCAGCUUAUUCAUACAGGAGAGAAACCUUUCAAGUGUAGUGAAUGCUCCUUAUCUUUCUCUCAGAAAUCUAAUCUUAGACGACACCAGCUAAUUCACACUGGAGAGAAACCUAAAUCUCUCAAGUGUAAUGAAUGCUCCUCAUCUUUCUCAGAUAAAUCUAAUCUCACAAAACAUCAGCGUAUCCACACUGGAGAGAAACCUUUCAAGUGUAGUGAAUGCUCCUCAACUUUCUCUCAGAAAUCUUAUCUCAGAACACAUCAACUUAUUCACACAGGAGAGAAACCUUUCAAGUGUAAUGAAUGCUCCUCAUCUUUCUCUCAGAAAACUUAUCUCAGACAACACCAGCGUAUUCACUCUGGAGAGAAACCUUUCAAGUGUAAUGAAUGCUCCUCAUCUUUCUCUCGGAAAUCUCACCUCACAACACACCAGCGUAUCCACACUGGAGAGAAACCUUUCAAGUGUAGUGAAUGCUCCUCAACUUUCUCUCAGAAAUCUCAUCUCAGAACACAUCAACUUAUUCACACAGGAGAGAAACCUUUCAAGUGUAAUGAAUGCUCCUCAUCUUUCUCUCGGAAAUCUCACCUCACAACACAUCAGCGUAUUCACACUGGAGAGAAACCGUUCAAGUGUAAUGAAUGCUCCUUAUCUUUCUCUGAUAAAUCUGCUCUCAGACGACACCAGCUUAUUCACACUGGAGAGGAACCGUUCAAGUGUAAUGAAUGCUCCUUAUCUUUCUCUCGGGAAUCUAAUCUCAGACAACACCAGCGUAUCCACACUGGAGAGAAACCUUUUAAGUGUAAUGAAUGCUCCUCAUCUUUCUCUCAGAAAUCUAAUCUCAGACAACACCAGCGUAUCCACACUGGAGAGAAACCUUAUAAGUGUAGCGAAUGCUCCUUAUCUUUCUCUCAAAAAGCUCAUCUCAGAACACAUCAGCUUAUUCACACAGGAGAGAAACCUUUCAAGUGUAGUAAAUGCUCCUUAUCUUUCUCUCAGAAAUCUAAUCUUAGACGACACCAGCUAAUUCACACUGGAGAGAAUCCUUACAAAUGUAGUGAAUGCUCAUUAUCUUUCUCUCGGAAAUCUAAUCUUAGACGACACCAGCUAAUUCACACUGGAGAGAAACCUAAACCGUUCAAGUGUACUGAUUGCUCCUUAUCUUUCUCUCGGAAAUCUAAUCUCAGACAACACCAGCGUAUCCACACUGGAGAGAAACCUUUCAAGUGUAGUGAAUGCUCCUUAUCUUUCUCUCGGAAAUCUACUCUCAGACAACACCAGCGUAUUCACACUGGAGAGGAACCUUUUAAUUGUAAUUUAUGCUCCUUAUCUUUCUCUCAGAAAUAUAAUCUCACAAGACAUCAGCGUAUUCACACUGGAGAGAAACCGUUCAAGUGUAAUGAAUGCUCCUUAUCUUUCUCUGAUAAAUCUAAUCUCAGACAACACCAGCGUAUUCACACUGGAGAGAAACCUUUUAAGUGUAAUGAAUGCUCCUUAUCUUUCUCUCAGAAAUCUAAUCUCACAACACAUCAGCGUAUCCACACUGGAGAGAAACCUUUCAAGUGUAAUGAAUGCUCCUCAUCUUUCUCUCAUAAAUCUAAUCUCACAACACAUCAUCGUAUUCACACUGGAGAGAAACCUUUCACGUGUAAUGAAUGCUCCUUAUCUUUCUCUCACAAACCUGAUCUCAAAGCACACCAGCGUGUACACACUGGAGAGAAACCUAAAUCUCUCAAGUGCAAUGAUUGCUCCUUAUCUUUCUCUUACAAAUCUAGUCUGAUCAAUCAUCAGCGUAUUCACACCGGAGAGAAACCGUUCAAGUGUAAUGUAUGCUCCUUAUCUUUCUCUCAGAAAUCUAAUCUCACAAGACAUCAGCGUAUUCACACUGGAGAGAAACCGUUCAAGUGUAAUGAAUGCUCCUUAUCUUUCUCUCUAAAAUCUACUCUCAGUCGACACAAGCGUAUCCACACUGGAGAGAAACCGUUCAAGUGUAAUGAUUGCUCCUUAUCUUUCUCUGAUAAAUCUAAUCUCAGACAACACCAGCGUAUCCACACUGGAGAGAAACCUUAUAAGUGUAGCGAAUGCUCCUCAUCUUUCUCUCAAAAAGCUCAUCUCAGAACACAUCAGCUUAUUCAUACAGGAGAGAAACCUUUCAAGUGUAGUGAAUGCUCCUUAUCUUUCUCUCAGAAAUCUAAUCUUAGACGACACCAGCUAAUUCACACUGGAGAGAAACCUGUCAUCAAGUGUAAUGAAUGCUCCUUAUCUUUCUCUGAUAAAUCUAAUCUCAGACAACACCAGCGUAUUCACACUGGAGAGAAACCUUUUAAGUGUAAUGAAUGCUCCUUAUCUUUCUCUGAUAAAUCUAAUCUCAGACAACACCAGCGUAUCCACACUGGAGAGAAACCUUUCAAGUGUAAUGAAUGCUCCUCAUCCUUCUCUCAGAAAUCUUCUCUCACAACACAUCAUCGUAUUCACACUGGAGAGAAACCUUUCACGUGUAAUGAAUGCUCCUUAUCUUUCUCUCACAAACCUGAUCUCAUAGCACACCAGCGUCGUAUCCACACUGGAGAGAAACCGUUCAAGUGUAAUGAAUGCUCCUUAUCUUUCUCUCAGAAAUCUACUCUCAGAACACAUCAGCGUAUCCACACUGGCGGAGAGAAACCUUUCAAGUGUAAUGAAUGCUCCUCAUCUUUCUCUCAUAAAUCUACUCUCAGAGCACACCAGCGUAUCCACACUGGAGAGGAACCUUUUAAGUGUAAUGAAUGCUCCUUAUCUUUCUCUCAUAAAUCUACUCUCACAACACAUCAGCGUAUCCACACUGGAGAGGAACCUUUUAAGUGUAAUGAAUGCUCCUUAUCUUUCUCUCAUAAAUCUACUCUCACAACACAUCAGCGUAUCCACACUGGAGAGAAACCUUUUAAGUGUAAUGAAUGCUCCUUAUCUUUCUCUCAUAAAUCUACUCUCACAACACACCAGCGUAUCCACACUGGAGAGAAACCUUUUAAGUGUAAUGAAUGCUCCUUAUCUUUCAUUCAGAAAUCUCACCUCACAUCACAUCAGCCAAUUCACACUGGAGAGAAACCUUUCAAGUGUAGUGAAUGCUCCUCAUCUUUCUCUCAUAAAUCUACUCUCAGAGCACAUCAGCGUAUCCACACUAGAGAGAAACCUUUUAAGUGUAAUGAAUGCUCCUUAUCUUUCAUUCAGAAAUCUCACCUCACAUCACAUCAGCCAAUUCACACUGGAGAGAAACCUUUCAAGUGUAGUGAAUGCUCCUCAUCUUUCUCUCGGAAAUCUACUCUCAGAGCACACCAGCGUGUACACACUAGAGAGAAACCUGUCAUGUCAAUGGAGUGA
Molecule: messenger RNA, 3862 nt
Organism: Bolinopsis microptera
Lineage: Eukaryota; Metazoa; Ctenophora; Tentaculata; Lobata; Bolinopsidae
Product: zinc finger protein 208-like
Source: RefSeq, a predicted model, not a curated record